AUGAGUGAUCUCCACGCCCAGGAGCUGAUUCGAUCGUGCCGGGGCCUCGCGGAAGCGGUAGCGCUGCAUUCCUCGCUGUGCGAUCGAGUGCAUCUCGGCGUCUAUCUCUCCAAUCUGCUGGUCCAGAUGUAUGGGAAAUGCGGUUGCCCCGAUCGCGCGAGGGCCGUCUUCGAUGGAAUCCGACCCAAGAAUCGCUUCUCCUGGUCCUUAAUGAUCACGGCGGAUCUGGAGGAAGCCCAAGAACUCUUUCAAAGGAUGCCCGACAAAGAUAUCGUGUCGUACGGUGCCAUGCUGGCGGCAUAUGCUGAAAAUGGCCAACUGGCGCGAGCCACCGAAAUUUUUAGAAUCGUGCCGUACAGGGACAUGCUGAUGUGGACGAGCAUGCUGACAGGGUAUGCCCAGGCUGGGCAAAUGGGCUUGGCGAAGAAUCUGUUUGGUGGCAUGCCCGAGUGGGACAUGGUGAGCUAUACGGCCUUGCUGUGUGGAUAUUCUCAGAACAAUGCCUCGGAAGACGCGUGGCAAGUAUUUACGGCAAUGCCGCGGAGGGAUCUAGUAACCUGGAACGCGAUGCUUGCAGCAUAUGCCCACAGCGGGAAUCUGCUGGAGUUUGAGAGAUGCUUUUGGAAGAUGCCCGAAUGGAGCAUGGCUUCUUGGAACACGAUGCUUGCCGCGUACUUCCAGGCCGGAGAUUUCCAGCGUGCGUCUCAAAUCUAUGACUCGAUGCCGCGACACGAUUUAAUCUCGUCGACUACGAUGCUUGAGGUGUUUACUCAGCUGGGGCUUCUGGAUUCAGCGAAGAAGCUCUUUGAGACGAUGGAGGAGCCUCCUGGACAGUAA
This is a messenger RNA of Selaginella moellendorffii, 837 nucleotides long. Its product is annotated as pentatricopeptide repeat-containing protein At2g35030, mitochondrial-like. Lineage: Eukaryota; Viridiplantae; Streptophyta; Lycopodiopsida; Selaginellales; Selaginellaceae. The transcript is spliced from 2 exons. The record is from RefSeq and is a predicted model, not a curated record. Gene Ontology annotation, molecular function: protein binding. The coding region runs from base 1 to 837 and encodes 278 amino acids.